Messenger RNA from Ogataea philodendri, 702 nucleotides. RefSeq lists its product as uncharacterized. Lineage: Eukaryota; Fungi; Ascomycota; Pichiomycetes; Pichiales; Pichiaceae. The coding region runs from base 1 to 702 and encodes 233 amino acids. The record is from RefSeq and is a predicted model, not a curated record. The transcript has 3 exons.
AUGGUGGUAGGACUGGCAACUCCGCUAGGGAUCUCAGACUCUGAUUGUUUGACAUUAAACUCGAUUCUGUCUGAAUCAGCCAAAGAAAUCUCUUCUUUGACAUCAAAACUCCGAACAAACUGGUUGAUUUCAUUUAUUGCAAGAGAAGUGACAAAGUCAAAGAAGUCAACAGCCUGUUCGAUAUUCUUGGCAGAAGGCACGUACCAAGAAAAGUCCAAGUUGUCCUUGUCAAACCUGGCCUUAUCGAACUGGAAUCCACCCCAACAUCUUUCGUCAAUUGGUCCAUUCUUCUUAAUCCAAGACUUGGAAAUAAGACGCCGUUCCAGCAGUCUAGGAAGAGUGGUUCCAGCCAAAAUAGAUUCUGCGAUGGUGAGAGACGCGAAUGCCGCUUCUCCUUUCAAUUUGGAAAGUCUAAACAAAAUCAGGUCCUUGAUUUCCUUGAGCGUUGUGUCAUCUAGCCCAGUCGCGCCUAGGAGAAAAGCAUCUGCUAACUGUCUGAACAAUUCGUCCGACAAUGACUCAGUUAAUGAGUCGAAUGUUUGCGAAAUGAAGACACUGGCUUUAGUUUCCAUCUGGCCAUCAUCCUCUAAACUUGGAGAAAACUCAAGGUACUUGAAUGCCUUUUCUGUGAACUGUCUGAUGAAUUCGGAAAACAACGAAGAGCUCGAUUUCAAGGCCUCAAGUUCAAACUCUGGAUCAUAA